AUGGGCGACGAGGCAGAUGACAUAAUAACAUCGUUUGGUCUCAGCGAACAAGAAAUGAAAAGCUACGAAACAGUUCGAGACAAGUUUGAAAAUCACUUCAUCGCCAAAGAAACGUUAUUUUCGAAAGAGCAAAGUUCAACGUUGGAAUUCAAGACGAAAACGAACCUGUCGAAAGUUUUAUUACCGACCUGCAUUGUCUUGCUAAGUAUUGCGAAUUUGGCGUAUUAAAGGAUCAGCUAAUAAGAGAUCGCAUCGUCGUCGGACUGAGAAAUAAAAAGUUGUCUGAGAAAUUACAAUUAGGUCCAGAUCUUACUUUAGCGAAAGCCAUGGCUCAAGCCAGACAAAGCGAGGAAAUCAAGAAACAACAAAACAUUAUUCAUGGCAAAAAUCGACCGGAAGUAGGAGCAUAA
Molecule: messenger RNA, 410 nt
Organism: Paramuricea clavata
Lineage: Eukaryota; Metazoa; Cnidaria; Anthozoa; Malacalcyonacea; Plexauridae
Source: the annotation of a GenBank genome assembly